Molecule: messenger RNA, 972 nt
Organism: Iphiclides podalirius (scarce swallowtail)
Lineage: Eukaryota; Metazoa; Arthropoda; Insecta; Lepidoptera; Papilionidae
Source: the annotation of a GenBank genome assembly
AUGUCGGCAAAAUUGAACGAGGCCCAAGAACACUGCAAAGCAGCCGAAAAGUUUUUGAAGACAUCUUUCUUACGGUGGAAACCUGAUUAUGAUUCUGCAGCUGAUGAGUACAAUCAAGCUGCACAAUGUUACCGCAUAGCCCGGGAUUUGAAGAGCUCUAAGGAAUGCUACAUAAAAGCAUCAGAAAUGUAUAAGAAAAAUCAUUCUUUUUUCCAUGCUGGCAAGGCCCUUGAGAAUGCCAUUAUUGUUAGCAAAGAAAUAUCCACCCCGGAUGAGAUAUAUACUUUGGCUCGUGAUUCUAGCAGCCUUUAUCAGCAACAUGGUUCAGGAGACUCUGGUGCUAAUGUGUUAGACAAGGCUGCAAAAAUAUUAGAAGAGAAUUCACCGGAGAAAGCAGUCUUGUUAUAUCAGCAGGCUGCGGAUGUGUCAUGUACUGAAAGUAGCCAACAUCAAGGGUCUGAAUAUAUCAGCAAAUCUUCUAGAAUAUUGGUGAAACUGCAGAGAUAUGAUGAAGCAUUAGACAGUCUUCGUCGGGAGAUUGGUUUUCAUCAGGAAGCUGGUAACAUUGGAGCUGUAGGUCGCUUAACUGUCGCAAUUGUUUUGGUUCAGUUGGCACGAGGAGAUGCUGUUGCUGCUGAGAAAGCUUAUAAAGAAUGGGGAAGCAAUUGUGAAGUACCCGAAAUGCAAACCAUUGAAAUGCUACUGCAAGCUUUUGAUGAAGAGGAUAGGGAAUCUGCAAAGAAAGCACUGGCUUCGCCAUUCAUACGCAGCAUGGAUGUUGAGUAUGCUCGACUGGCAUCUACAAUACCACUGCCUGAAGGAAUUGAGCCGCUACCAAAACCGACAUUCCGGGAGAAUGCUGCACCGUCUUAUGUCAGUCCUAAUGCUUCUUACAUGCAGCAACCACAAGAUGAAAAAACUCCGGACAAGACUCUUGAUGAUAAGAAAACUGAUGACGAAGAUGGAUUGUGU